Molecule: messenger RNA, 8735 nt
Organism: Strongylocentrotus purpuratus (purple sea urchin)
Lineage: Eukaryota; Metazoa; Echinodermata; Echinoidea; Camarodonta; Strongylocentrotidae
Product: CNK3/IPCEF1 fusion protein
Exons: 16
Coding region: 97-3573 (1158 amino acids)
Molecular function (GO): protein binding
Source: RefSeq, a predicted model, not a curated record
UUUAUCAUUACUCAUUCUACAGGUUUGGAUUUUGUGCUGCAACCGUACAUAAACACCAUACUGACCAAGAAAGUGACCGGUGAUCGUCUGCUAUUAAUGACCACAUCACAAGACUUAGAAGACCUUGGAGUUCUCAAAGUUGGUCAUCAGGAAAUCAUGCUGGACGCCAUCAGUCUACUAUGCAAUCUGCACUACCGUCAGAGUGUGGAGGACCUGCAGUCUGUCACACUCAAUCUAAACACCAGAACCAACUGCCUCACCAAGUAUCUUCAGAGAUGUAGUAGGAAUGGUGGUCAUCAUCCAGGGCGCAACGGAACCAAUGUACCUCAGAGUGUUCCUGCCUCAGUCCUGGUCCUCAUAGCUGAGAUUGUAACAGCAGCAAAGACGGUCAUAUCUUGGCUUGACAGACCUCCAUUUGUGACCGGGGAUCACUUCUUCAAAAUGUUCCGAGAAGACAUCUUAAAAUCUGCCUUAGAUCUUACACAAGUUGGUCAACAGACAGGAUCUCUUUCACAGAUAGAAGAAAGACUAAUGGACAUUAGUCAAGAGCUUGGUGACUUCAGUGAUAACCUGGUGAAGAAGGCCUCAGAUCCUCUCAUCAUCCAGACCUCUACCAUUGACUUUGUGUCAAUCAAGAAGAAGAGAUCAGAAGAGGAGCUUGGACUGGAGAUUAGGACGUCUGCUAUCGACGGGACGCAUCUCAUCACACUGGUCAAACCAAAUAGUGCCUCAGGUUCAACAGACAGAGUUCAUAUCGGAGAUGAGAUCCUACAGGUCAACUAUCAGACAGUGGUUGGUUGGCAUCACAGCAAGGUUAUUGAAGCUUUGAAGAGCAACGUUGGCGAUAUCACAUUCACGCUCAAGAAACGUCCAAGACAUCUUAGUCAACCAGGUCAGAUCCAGAGACCGAAACAAAACCCUUUCCUUCAUCCAAACAACCUGGGUAUCAGCUCGUUGCCAUACCGACGACCCUCAGCUGGACGGAAGAGGGUGGUUGUCAAGGACGACAUGUACCUGCCUCAGAGACAGGAUGAGAAGCGGGAAGAGGAGGAGGAGGAAGAAGAAGAAGAAGAGAGACCACCAGAUACCCCAUCUGGGAUUCUUGAUUCACCUCUAGACUCACCUCUAGCUGAUACGAACUACUUACUACCCAGGGGAUUCCCCCUAGGGCGACGCCCUACGAUGGUACCUGGUAUGGCCCAUGCUAGACGGAAGGGAAAGGUCAGGCAGGACAGACCACGCUCGCUACCCUCUGAUCUAGAAGAGCUUAGAAAAGAACUGAACAAAUCAUCGUCAGGGAAAAAUGACCGAACUCCUGAGAAGAUCAAGCCUCUGCCAGCGGACUUCCGCAUCCCGACCAGGAAGGUCAAUGGAAGCAUGUGUGAUACAGAGCCCAUGCCAGAAACAAAGAGCCUCUUCCCUCACAGUGAUAAGGAAGAUGAGCCAGGACUGGAAGAUAGCGCCUCCAUCGUGGCAUCGGAGGCAACAGCCGCACCCCAGGUCAGCCGGAAGCCCACUGCAAAAGGAGUCAGCGUAACGUUCAAGGAGGAUGUUGUGAGUCCUGAGAAGGCAUCAGACCACCAUAGCAAUGACAAGGUUGAUGGUGCUUGUAGGCAAGAUAGUGAAGUCGAAGGUCAGGGGUCAAAGGACAGUGAAGGUGUUGUGAACACGAAUAAUAAUGAGGAUACUCAGAUUCCCAGUGAACUUAAAGAACUGAUUGAAGUGGUGGAGGAAUCAGGUGCUGAUGAAUUUGUGAUGGUUGAUAUACCACCUAGUGCUGAUCAUACCGAUGGACCGGGAAGAUUAUUAAAACCAACAAAGAGAAGUGACUCAACAUCUACCAUUGAUUCUACAGACUCGGUACGGCUUAGGAAACACCCCAAGAAAGGCCGCUUCAAGAGAGGUAUCUCCUGUGCAGAUCUAGGACCGGGAGAGUGUGACGGUCAUCUCUGGAUCAAGAAAGCUGAGAAGCUUGGCACAAAAUGGAUCCAGAUGUGGUUUGUUCUCAAAGAGUUUGUUCUCUAUUACUACAAAGAUCAGAAGUCGGAUAAGGCUAAAGGGGUGAUCUGUCUGCCAGGAUUUCAAGUCAGCCUCUCACCGGAGAAUAAAAGAUCUCAUGCCUUCAAAUUAAAACAUGCGGGAGUUAUCAAAGACAUCUUACUAGCAGCCAAUAAUCCAAAAGAUCUAAAGAAUUGGAUGGAGAAGUUGCAGCUAGCCACCAUUAUGCUGCAAGAUGAAUCACGUGUGAGGCAGUCAACAAUCAUCACAGAGAGCAUCCUCAAGAGAUUGGAUCCUACGCUGUUAGGUGGUUACCACAGCAGUGAAAGUACAGACGAGGACAAUCGCAAGGGAAGCUACGAAGUCACCACCCAGGACUCUGGUGACUCUUCAGAUGCUACAUCAGUAGGUACCAACAGCCAGCCAGGAACCAUCAACUCUAUGACUCCAGGAGCUGCUGAAGCCAUAGCGACCCUCAAAGGUGAGCCAUCAUUAUCCAUCAGCAUGCUCCAGUAUGACAGCACCACGUAUCCUACCGGGGCCAGGGAGAAGAGCAGUCGUCCCAAGGGACAGCUUUUCCUCCCUGAGAGCCCCCCAUCCUCAGGAGAUUCCACUCCGUCGUCGAGUCCUCAGAUGCAGCGCGUGGGAUGUGUGCCCAAAUUCUUAUCCAAGUCUCCCAAAGCGCAGAGAGGAAUGCAGGGGCAGUAUGAUCUAUCUACUGCGGAGGCAGGGCAAGGGGACAUUCCUGGUUUCACUGAGGUUGACAGAAGCAAAACAAAGACGGCAAAGGAUGAAAAACGGGCAAAACAAAGCGAGCAAUCAAAUAAAGAUGAGCUUGUUGAGGCAUGGAAGGAGAUAGAUGGUGUGACGAUCAAGGGUUUUGAUAGAGUUACCAGCUUCAGAGCAAAGAAGAAAGAGAGACCAGCCCUUAGAGUGCCCAAGCCAGAGAUGAGUGACAAGGAUAAGAAAGUAUACCAGAGGAGAAUGCUUGAGAGAAAAUUGAAGGCAAAGCAAGCAGAGCUAGAGAGUGUUGAUCGUCUCCUAGGCAACCAGGUGGUAUCAGCUACUGUUUUGACUGAGUGGAGAGAACAGCAUGAUGAUAUCUUGAAGUCGUUAGACGGACAAAACAAAGACCACGUUAGUAGUGAUUCAGAUCCUGAUAGCACUACAGACAUGGCGCUAUCGUCAUCCAUGUCAUCUAUAAACACCAACUCCACCACGACGUCCACUCAUGAUCGUACCACAUUCCUUGGGGAAGACAUGACAACGGUCAGCGACGGGACGACAUCAGGGUGCGAUGUCCAGACACCCAUGAGUGACACUGCAUCGGCUAUCGGUGAGGAGGAGGGAGAAGAUACUCUGAAAUCAACAGAUUUGAGUGGUUCUACGCAUCUUUCACCGGAGAGAUUGGAUGCGGAUGCAACAAGGAAGACAGACCCGGGGCCAGUAUGCGAUGAUGGUGACUCUGCCUUUGCUAAGUCCGAGGAUGGGGAUGUGGUGGUCAGUAGGACCAAGGACAAUGUGAAACUAGGCACAGGGAGGUCAGAGAGCGAAGCUUCAGAGACCAGUCUUUAACACUCGUUCCUUGGACUGUUAUUAUGUAACAUUGUGAUAGAUGUAUCCAACACAGGACUCCAUCCAAGCUUAAUGCUGUGUCAUUGAUGUCUUCAUUGAUGAAUGUAAGUCAUAAUGUCUUCAACUAAAUCCUUGUCCAUCGCAUAGACUGUUGCCAUCGUGAUAGAUGCCGUCAACAUAGGACUACAAAACCUGUAGCUACACCAUUGACCGUAUCAUUGAAUAUGUCAUAUUUGUUGUCACCAUAUCGCAUCAGUAGAAGUGCCUGCAAGUCAAUAUUACUCUAACCAUCCGCUCAUCCUUCUAAUGAUAUAUAUUGUGAACUAUCGGUCCUUCUGUAAUGAGUGCUUAAGCAUAGUAUAUAUCGAGUGUUAGUCCAUUAAACAUUACCAAACACAAGAAAACCAAAUUGUUCUUUGCACGACUGACAGUUCAACCUCAGUAUAGGUUCCUUUCAGAGUAACUCGAAAUCCUACAUAUCUUCUAUUUGGGGCCAGAAGGGUUCACCCUAUCAUUCUACACAGCGUUAAUGCCCUUCUGUCUUCAAACAGAUGAUAUUCAUCAUUGCUACAUCACGUAAUAAAACUCCAUUUUAUCUAACCAAGAAAUCCCUCAAAUGCCUUUUCAAAUUUUAAUCAGUGACAUCACAUAUUUUAUUUUCUUUCUUUCUCAUCUUGUGGAGACUACAAUUUCAUGCCACUUCGAUGAGAAUAAAACUUGCGUAAGCUCGCCUGAUAUUGCAGUGGUAGUUGCAUAUAUGAAAAAUUUCACAUGACAAACUUAUUGACUUGCAUAAAAGAAUACUUUUGCAAAAUAUUUUCCAUUUAAUUGUCGUUUAUGACCCUGUUUUGUAUCAGCAGUAUUGCCCUCUGGUAAAUGUAAGUUAAAGAAACAUGACAUCUUUGCAGUUGUUCAUUUAUGUAUGUGAGGAUCAGUUUUUGUUUGUAAUCCACCAGUAUUUGAUGCUGCAGCCUGUUUGCUUCCAUUCUUUGUGCCUGGUCAAUAUGUUGGACAAAAGGGGUUGUACACAACAUCUGUUUCCAUUGCCAAUUAUAUAGAAUAAAACAGCACCAAACGUGAAUUAACUAAUUUGAUUUCAUCUUCACACAAAUAGAAAAUCAUUCAGUGUUUUGAUGUGAUACUGAUUUUAGUGCUGUGAUAAUUUCUACUAUAAUAACAUAUUUGACUUCUAGACUAGCCAUACGAUGAUCAAAAACUUGAAAUUAAUAUUAUGGAAUACAUUAUUGCAAGUUUCUUGUGUUCUUAAAUGUUUAAUAUCCUUUGGAUAACUGAUCAAGUAAAUGGCUUUUAUGGUGCUCUGGUAUGUUUUUUGCAACUGACUCUAUUGGCUUGAAAUUGAACAAUGUUGCUUGGUAUUUUGAUAUUGCUACUUCGAACCAUUUAAACAUUUUUUUUUUUAUUAAUGACUAUAUAACUAUGGUGCAAAUCAUUCUAUGCCUUGUUGGCAUUGUUGGCUAGUGCAACAACAAACCCAAUCUAUACUCAUUAACAUGUGUGUUAUAAGAUACAGAAAUAUGAACCACACUGCACUUAUCUUGUUCAAAUUGGCAUUCUUUUCGAAAUGGUGUGCCGCCUAUGUCUGAAUAGGCAUUUUUUUAGCAGCUGUUUGAAUCAUUCUAUGCGUCCACCUCUAUUUCACAGAAUGAAAUUGUCAGUAAAUUCUGUGGUCAUUUUGCACCAUUUGAAAAUUGAUUACAAACAAUUUCUGAAUUGUGCUUCAGUUAGAUACAUGUAGAUUCUUGUGAAGUUUACAAGCAGAAAUUGUGAGUGCAGUUUUCAGUAAAGGUGUAAUUCUAACUGGUAUUUGUAUGUUGUAUUUAAUUUCUCAUCAACUUGUAACCAGAGACAUCAUGUUUCGGAGCCAUCAAAUUGGUUUUCUGAUUUAUCCAUUGAACUUUUUCAUAUCUUGUGUAUUACAUUUGGCAGUGGUGCUCCACUUUUCCAAUUAUGCAAAGAAACAAAGACAUAUAUAUAUAUUGUUGCUUGUUAAUAAUUCUUCAUUUCGAUAUUGUUUGUACCUAAGUUUCCACGAUGCCCUCUGUAGAGUUGAUUGUUUAUAUUCCUCUUCAACCCUCAGAUAGGUGUCAUUGUGUUUCAUCAAUUCACAGAUCAAUCAUCUUAGAUUUCAACAUUUGAUUAUUUUGCAAUUUAUUUUAAAUUCAUGAAUCGUUUCUUGUUUAUCAAAGAAAGUAAAGUUGAUUCCUCCAUUAGAUGUGACUACAGGGAUAUGUCAUAUCCAAUUGCGCCAGCAUUUUAAAGGCUCAGAAACUAAUACAUGGGACUACAUCCCUCUGCUGAGAGCCAGAGGGACGUUAACUAACAUCAUUUUACAUUUCAUGAUAAUGUCCUUCUUCCUCUCAGCAGAAUUCAUACUCUCUCUUGUUAUGGGGUAAAGGCAUUAGCGUCAAUGGGAAAUGGUCACUCAAUGACAUGGUCACUCAAUGAGCAUGGUCACUCAAUGACAUGGUCACUCAAUGACAUGGUCACUCAAUGACAUGGUCACUCAAUGAGCAUGUGUUUCAAUAUUAUAUUCUGUAAUUGUUGAUGGUUGUACUGUAUGGCAAAUAUACAAUCACUAUAUAUUAUAUAUUCUCACUAUGCAAGCUAAAGCAGUUUUCACAGACAGUUUGUUUAUAUGUUGUUGGUGUACAUAUGUAUGAAUGUAAAUUACAUGUAGAUUAAGAGAAUGUUUAUUAAUAAUUCUCUGUUAGGAGCCAGAUAUAAUCUCACAUAGAGGUAAUGCCCUUCUGGCUCCAAACAGACACAAUAUCAAAUACUUGCCUCAUCAAUGUAUCAUGUCCCAUUGCAUGUAGUAGAGACAGUGGAAUGUUUUGUAUAUUUAUACUAAUCUUGAUAUAUUCACUGGGGCAAUUUUCACCUCCAUACUGAUGGUUCAUGGAGAAAAGGAACCAAAUUUUAAUUUUUUAAAUUUCUCAGUGCUCACUAUCACCCCCGGCAUUGAUGACUUUUAUUACUGGUAAACAAUAAAUGCAUUUUGAUUUUUAUCGAUUUCAUUUCAGUUUAAUCCCACGGAUGGAAUAGACUCCAUAUUCGGUGAUAUAGGCCCUAAAAAGUAUGUCCAUUUAUCAAAUUGUGUUUGAAUCUGUAACAAAGGGAUGCUUGCAAAGAAUGUAUAGUAUUUGUAAACACAGAUAUUUACUACUUGUAACAUGUUACCUUUUGUCACAAUGGUCAGCUUUGGAUACAGUGUAUUAUGCAGAGUAGCAUUGAGUGCUGGAAGGGCUUUUAUGAACAAUACCACAAUUUGGAACAUAAUCGUAGAGCAAAGUACCUCAUUGGUUUUUGUACUUUUACACUUUUGUACACAUUUUGCAACUUUAUAUCAAGUAUCUGAUCAAAUCAUGCAAAUCGCUUCAUUUUUUUAAAUUGAUAACUAGUAUGCAAUAUAUAGGUUAUUGUGGCACAGACUUUAUGAAUUCAUAUUUUAUUAUAUAUGUUAUGAUGGAGUGAUGAAUAUUCAGUGUGUUAAAACAGUUAUAUUGCACUUAAGUGGUAAAAGCCUAAAUGAAUACAAACUCUAUAGAAUGCAUCCUGUUGUAAAGCAAUUUGUGUUUGUUAUGAUUUUUAAACCGAAUUAAUGUUCUAUUUAUUAUUGUUUAUUGAACAGAAUAGUUCCGAUCCCAACUGAUUUGUUUUAAUGAAUGUGGGUGCUAUCCUAUUUGCAUGGAUAUGAACAAACUCUAUCAACACUUGAUGUUGUAUAAUAGGCAUACUACCCUCCAACCCUGUUUGUUUCUUUCUAAGGAACCUUACUGAUGCUACUGUAUGGUUUUUGUCACAUACAAGUUUUGUUUACUGGUGUGAAAUUAUUUCCAUGGGAGAAUUGUCAUUUUGAUGAUUUUUCAUCAAAAGGUGUUUGAGUCACAGUCCAAAUUUCUUCUGUUGAGAUAGCUAAAUUCUCUUUUGACAUUUGUGAAGUUGCGAAGGAGAAUUUAUCAUAUAAUUACAGUAUUUGACAAUUCGUGUUUUGAAUGAACUCUUGAGUUAGUUUAAUUUUGCCCCUCUUCACGUAUAUGUCAUCAUUUUCAAUCAAUACACAUGUAUAUUAAAAGUGAUUGAAAAGUUUAGUUGAGUGGCUAUACAUUGAAUGAGCUUAAUUAUGCUCAAUAUAUUUCCACCACCCUACUGGAAUUAGAUUGUACUAAUGCCUUUUAAACCUGAUAAGUGACUACUUAUUCACCUCUCUUAUAAACUGCCUUUUGCAACUCAUGUAAGCCUUUAGAAAAAAGAAGAUAACUUAAUACCAAUAGACUGCCUUGUUAAGAAUCGAUUGAAAGGGGAAGUCUACCCUGAUAAUUAGCUGGUAGUAAUACAUAAAAACAAAAAACAAGAGAAACAAAUUUGUGAAAGUUUGAGGAUCAUCCGAUUUAUAUAGGAAUUUUUUUGUUUUCUUCAAUUUUAUCAAACUUUAAUUUUCUUAGUUAUUGAUGACAGAAUAGAUUUUGAUUCAUACAGGGGUAAUAUAAAAUAUAUUUGCAGUAUUUAUAUUGAGGGUGCAUAUAUGAUUGGGAAUUUUCCUUACAGCAAAAAUAGACAUUUCCGAUUUUUGUUAGUACAGAGCAAGUAGGAGGGGACCUGGUAAGAUACCUCACGGAGUUGAUAAUUUUUGUUUGAUUAAUCACACAUUCAAAUAACUUUCUUAUGUUUAAUCGAUUUCUGCUCAAACUUUCACUGACCUGUUCCCCUUCCUUUUCUGCAUUUAUUAAAACCAACCUAAUAUCAGGGUAGACUUCCCCUUCCAGCAAAGUGUAAAUAUUGUCGAAAUACACAAGCCUUUACUUUUAUAAUAUUUCUCACUGUUUAUUGGAAAGCAAACCUUUACAAAGCUGCGCGAUCGAUUUUAUUCCCUGAAUCAUUUGGCCGCAGCUCGACAUUUUCCUCUCAAUGCAACCAAGUAUUUUGGAGAGCUUUGCAAACAAAAAUGUGUAUAUCAGAUUUGUUUGAAACGAUUAGGUACAGUAAUCUAUUAUUGAUAUUUGCAAAGAUAUUUAAAACCAGAAGAAAUCAGUGUGCAUUGUAAUUUGUACAUCAAAGUUCUAAUUAUAUAUGAUUAUAUUUGCUACUGAAUUUUAUCAAGAUAUAUUGCUAUGGAAUAAAAGAUCAUAUGGGAUUUGGUGAAA